Telopea speciosissima is the source of this 2725-nucleotide messenger RNA. Its product is annotated as U-box domain-containing protein 14-like. Gene Ontology annotation, molecular function: protein binding; ubiquitin-protein transferase activity. Gene Ontology annotation, biological process: cell surface receptor signaling pathway; protein ubiquitination. NCBI's taxonomy places the organism in Eukaryota, Viridiplantae, Streptophyta, Magnoliopsida, Proteales, Proteaceae. Bases 311 to 2194 code for a protein of 627 amino acids. The transcript is spliced from 4 exons. The record is from RefSeq and is a predicted model, not a curated record. Gene Ontology annotation, cellular component: nucleus; cytoplasm.
UCUUCUGUUUGGUCGUACUUCGAAUCAUUAUUAUUUUUUUCGUUUUUGGUUUUGCCAUAAAAAAAUUUGAUAUUUCUUUGGUUGUUCAAAAUUUCUCCCUUCCAUUUGACGUUUCUACUGGGUUUUCCUUUCAGAGCUUCUUCGUCUGUCUUUUUAGGUGUUUGCAGAUAGUAAUUUCUUUCAUUGAACUAGUUUCCACAUCUGGGUCUUCUAUGUCACUUGCAAUUCGUAAAAAAUUAGGGUUUUCUUUAAGCUUCUAGGCUUUCUCUACCCAACCCCCUUUCUUUUAUUGCUUAAUUUGGUACCCUAAAUGGAGCCGAUGGAUGAGUCAAAGGUUGUGGUGGAUCAAUUGGUUGAGAUUAUCAGGGAGAUAUCUGGGUUUCCUGAGUGCCGGAAUACGUCGAAGAAGAUGUACGGUAAUCUCGUGAGACGGGUGAAGCUGCUAAACCCUCUUUUUGAAGAACUGAAGGAUACUGAGGCGUCCCUCGGUGACGACCAAGUUCGAGCUCUUGGGUCGCUCAAAAUUGCUUUGGAUUCUAGUAAGGAGCUUCUUCGAUCAGUCAACGAAAGGAGCAAAAUCUAUCAGGCUUUGCAGAGGGAUAAGAUUGCAGGUGAAUUCCAAAUUGUGACGGAAAAUAUUGGGAAUGCAUUGAGCAAAGUUUUCUAUGAAAAACUUGAUUUAUCAGAGGAAGUUCUAGAACAGACUGCACUGGUGCAUGCUCAAUUCACAAGGGCAAAAGAAAGAAUUGAUACUCCCGAUUUACAACUGCGCUUCGAUUUGUGCAUGGCACUAAAAGAAAAGGAACUUGAUCCAGCCAUUCUAAGAAGGCUUUCAGAAAAGCUGCAGCUCAGGACUAUAAAUGACCUCAAGAAGGAAUCACUUGCUCUGCAUGAAAUGGUUAUCUCCAGCGGUGGAAACCUGGGGGAUGGACUUGAAGAAAUGUCAUUGUUGCUCAAGAAAGUAAAGAACUGUGUACAUAUGGGGUAUCCAGAAGCAGACGCCUCCGAGAGUGAAAAGAGCUUGGUGCAACACAGAUCUCCUGUGAUCCCAGAUGAUUUCCGAUGCCCAAUAUCUCUUGAAUUGAUGAAGGACCCCGUUAUUGUCUCCACUGGACAGACAUAUGAGCGGUCCUGUAUUCAAAAAUGGCUGGAUGCUGGGCACAAGACUUGUCCGAAGAUGCAGCUGACACUGGUGCACACAGCCCUGACACCCAACUAUGUCUUGAAGGGUCUCAUUGCACAGUGGUGUGAAAACAAUGGUGUUGAGCUACCUAAGAUGCAAGGGAGCUGUAGAAAUAAGAAAUCAGGCAACUGUGUUUCAGACUGUGAUAGAACAGCUAUUGAUGCCUUGCUACAAAAACUGACAAUUGGUAAUACAGAAGAACAGAGAGCAGCUGCUGGUGAGUUUCGGUUGCUGGCAAAACGGAAUGCAGAUAACAGAGUAUGUAUUGCAGAGGCAGGAGCCAUUCCCCUUCUUGUCGAUUUACUAUCCUCCGAAGAUCCUAGGACGCAGGAGCAUGCAGUUACAGCACUUCUCAACCUUUCCAUAAAUGAAGCUAACAAGGGAAGCAUUGUAAAAGCAGGAGCAAUAUCUGAUAUAGUCGAUGUGCUCAAAAAUGGAAGCAUGGAAGCAAGGGAAAAUGCAGCUGCCACCCUUUUCAGUCUUUCUGUGAUAGAUGAGAACAAGGUUGCAAUUGGUGCUGCAGGGGCUAUUCCAGCUCUUAUUGAUCUUCUCUGCCAAGGAAGCCCAAGAGGCAAGAAGGAUGCUGCCACCGCAAUUUUUAACCUUUCGAUAUAUCCGGGCAAUAAGGUGAAGGCAGUGAAGGCAGGCAUCGUAGCACCACUGAUGAGACUGCUGACUGAUGCUGCUGGUGGGAUGGUGGAUGAGGCACUUGCUAUACUAGCCAUCCUUGCUAGUCAUCAGGAAGGGAAAGUAGCAAUCGGUCAGGCAGAACCCAUCCCAGUUUUAGUAGAGGUGAUGAGGACUGGAUCACCACACAAUCGAGAGAAUGCUGCCGCUGUUUUGUGGUCUCUGUGUACUGGUGAUGUACAGCAUCUCAAGACUGCAAGGGAGUAUGCGGCAGAAGAGGUACUUAAGGAACUGGCAGAGAAUGGCACUGACAGGGCCCGGAGAAAAGCUGGAAAUCUUCUAGAGCUCCUACAACGCACAGUCGAUGUGGUUGGUGAACCAUGAAAAUUCAAAUCCCAUGACCACUUCAACAGCAAAAUAUUUUACCAAGACAGAUUUAUGGGAGUUUAUAGAUAAGGCAUUCCAAUGCUAUGAAAGGUGAUUCACAUAUGAAAGUAUGUAUAGAAAGAUGAAAGGGGAUAAGGUUGAGGUCUAGUGAGUGUAAGUUACAGUGUCGUUUCUGGGCGAGUAGAUACUCCACCUUCAUGUAAGGAAGAUAACAGGGCUUCACAUUAUUUUUGAAGCAAGGGAUGUCUGGAUUCCACUCAUAGAAGUGUAAGAUGUCGGAGACUUGAACGAAAAGAACAAUGGCCAUGAGAAAACAAAAUGAGCAUGCCCUGCUAACAGCCUCAAAUUAUGAUUUAAUUUCUGAUUGAUUUGCAGUGGAUGACUAGAAUAACUGGCAGCAUUAGCAACAUAAUUUUAUCGUCUCUUUUCUGAAACUGUAACAUGUGAGAAUCUGUAAAGUUGAAUAAUGUGCAGUGUGUUUUGUAUAUUUAUUCAUUUGGAGCCAUAUAUAUCAUUUGCAUCUGGAGU